AGAAAUAAAACGAGAAAUUAACACUUAAAACCACAAAAGCCCUAGCAAAACCCCUUUUCUUUUCAAGCAGAUUGCGAGAGCCUUACCUGAAUCCGAUCAACAUGGCGAAGAGCUCUAGCCACCUGAUAUUGAAUGGAUCAAGGCUGGCUAGGCAGAUCUGCACAGCGGCGGAGGCUGUGUCUGAGGCGGCUCCUCCGGCGAUGGUUUCCCAGAGAAAAGGGGAACGGCUGUACCGGAGGUUGUCAGCUCUAGGAGCGACUGGAGGGAGUGUGUCAAAGACGUUAAAUGAGUACCUUAUGGAGGGAAAGCCUAUAAGGAAAAUCGAGCUCUCUCGGUGCAUCAAAGAGCUCCGCAAGUAUCAGAGGUUCGAUCAUGCCCUUGAGAUAAUGGAGUGGAUGGAGAAGAGGAAAAUGAACUUCUCCCAUGCGGACUAUGCAAUACGCUUAGAUCUUAUAGCAAAAACCAAAGGGAUAGCUGUUGCUGAGGAUUUCUUCAAUUGGCUCUCACCAGCUGCGAAAAGUCAGUCUGCAUAUGGAUCUCUUUUGAACUGUUAUUGCAAGGAACUUAUGUCUGACAAGGCACUGGCUCUUUUUCAGAAAAUGGAUGAAAUGAACUUUCUUACCGCUUCGUUACCUUUUAACAAUCUCAUGUCACUACAUAUGGGAUUGGGCCAACCUGAGAAGGUGCCUGUCUUAGUUUAUGAGAUGAAGCAGAGGAAUAUCAAACCUUGCUGUUUCACGUAUAAUAUCUGGAUGCAGAGCUAUGGAUGUUUGAAUGAUUAUGAGGGAGUAGAAAGAGUUCUGGCUGAGAUUGAAAAGGAUGAUAAAGAUAAUUGUGAGUGGACUACGUACAGUAAUCUGGCUACGAUCUAUCUCAAGGCCGGACAUUUUGAGAAAGCUGAAUCAGCUCUUAAAAAGGUAGAGGCAAAGAUGGGAUUUCGUAAUCGGGAGGCUUACCAUUUUCUGAUUAGCUUAUAUGGUGGCACGUUUAAUCUUGGAGAGGUCAAUCGAGUGUGGAAUUCCCUGAAGUCGAGUUUCCCUGUGAUCACCAAUUUGAGUUACCUAGUAAUGCUUCAGGCACUUGCCAAACUAAAAGAUGUCGAGGGUAUAGCCAAAUGCUUUAAGGAGUGGGAAUCCAGUUGCCUCAGUUAUGAUAUGAGGUUAGCGAAUGUUGCUAUAAGAGCCUACCUGGAACAGGACAUGUAUGAAGAAGCUGAAUCAAUCUUUGAUGAUGCACUUAAGAGGGCCAAAGGGCCUUUCUUCAAGGCUCGGGAGAUGUUCAUGGUUUUCUCGUUGAAGAUCCAUCAACUGGACUUGGCUUUUGAUCAUAUGAAAGCAGCUUUUUCUGAAGCUGAGUAUGACUGGCGACCGAAGGAGGAGACAGUGACUGCAUUUUUUAAUUAUUUUUGUGAAGAGAAAGAUAUUGAUGGUGCUGAGAAGUUUUGCAAGAUCUUGAAGCAUAUUAAUAGUCUUGACUCCAUUGCUUACAGAUUGCUGCUAAAGACAUACAUAGCUGCCGACAAAUUAGCUCCUGAGAUGCGUCAGAGACUGAAGGAAGAGAAUAUUGAAAUGAGCGAUGAGCUUAAGAACUUGCUUGAAAAGGUCAGUCCCAAUCCCAAAUAGGUUUAGUAUGUGGUCGCACAGUGUCUGAAUUAGCCAGCUGUUGAUAUAUUAAAAAUGUUGAGGUGCAUCCCAUGGUUCGUCGUCCUAGAGCUAAAAUUUAGUGUUGUGACAUUGAAAAUGUGUAACAGUUGUUUCAAGUCGUCGGCAAUGUGGUAUAUCUCAUUCACAGCACAGCAAAUUUUCUCAA
Hevea brasiliensis (rubber tree) is the source of this 1809-nucleotide messenger RNA. Its product is annotated as pentatricopeptide repeat-containing protein At1g02370, mitochondrial. The record is from RefSeq and is a predicted model, not a curated record. Gene Ontology annotation, cellular component: mitochondrion. NCBI's taxonomy places the organism in Eukaryota, Viridiplantae, Streptophyta, Magnoliopsida, Malpighiales, Euphorbiaceae. The coding region runs from base 102 to 1622 and encodes 506 amino acids. Gene Ontology annotation, molecular function: protein binding. The transcript has 2 exons.